AUGAACUUCGUGGAAACUCCGACUGAAGAUCUCUGCGCGGUAUCUGAAGCGAUAGCGUUCAUCGAUUCCUUCGACCCCGGCCAAGACCUUGACGUGCCCAAUAGAAACCGUAGCCAUGAAGCCCAUCACGAUCCUCCAUCGGCAUCCAGUGACAGCGAGGACAAGACAUCAAGCGUGACAGGCUCCAAAAGGAAGCGGAGCGCCGACAAGCUGGGAUACUCUACACGCGUACAACAGGGGAGGAAAGCUGAGAUAGAGGCUCUACGCUGUCGGAUCGCAGAGCUUGAGGUCUAUGCUGUGAGUUUGAAGAAAUGGCGAGCCAGUUUUAGGGAUGGAAGAUGCAUGAAUAUGGUAAGUGAAGCAGCUCAGUCUGUGUGGCAAAAAGCAGCGGCGAUCGAGUAUCAAGAGCGACAACGUUCAGAGGAGAUUAAUCGCAAACUGAAGUCGAUCAUCUCACACCAACAAAAGCUUGACGUAACGCUACGUCGAAUUCUGGGAAGAAAAAUACUUGCUCAGGAGAAUGAGUUUACCACUCCAACGGAAGCGAACGAUCCACGUCCUGACACCAAAUAUUGUACAGCAACAAUCACGGAACUCGAUCAUGAAGUAGCGAAGUUGUACCACAACUUAGCGUCGCAGAUUCUUUCAGUGCCAUCAACAACAGUAAGCGCGAGCAUGAAGACAAAGAGGGACGAUGUGCACGGACACAGCAUUGAGAUGCUAUCGACUACUCCCUUGCCGUGUGCAAUUGAGUCAGCCGCUAGUCUUGUUUGGAAAGAGUUGACUACAAACAGUGCUUCCGCGCGAUGCCUGAAAGGAAGGCUAUCGCACUCGUACGUGAAGAACUGGGUGGUGGUCCUCGAGGGAGUGACUGCAAGGAAGCAAGUCCAGGGAUUCCAGUUUUUAAGAAAGUUUGAAGAGCGUGAUCGUGUUGUGAUCAUUAAAUCUGGUAUUAUGACACUGCCAAGUGACGAGCUGCAGUUUCGUGACCAAUGUUACAUGGUUAUCACUGGAUCCGGGACGUCUCCAAACACCUCGGUUGUCCAAGGUUGGGGGCAAAUCUACAUGGAUCCAAAGAACACCACUUGUAGUUCACACGCUACCGUGCUGAAGAGUCUGGGCUUGAAACUGCGAGAGGAAUCGCAGCUUCUACAAAACCGACUGAUCGAUGAGGCAGACGAUUUGAAUCUCUAG
Phytophthora nicotianae INRA-310 is the source of this 1194-nucleotide messenger RNA. RefSeq lists its product as hypothetical. Lineage: Eukaryota; Oomycota; Peronosporomycetes; Peronosporales; Peronosporaceae. The transcript is spliced from 3 exons. The coding region runs from base 1 to 1194 and encodes 397 amino acids. The record is from RefSeq and is a predicted model, not a curated record.